Diospyros lotus (date-plum) is the source of this 13686-nucleotide messenger RNA. RefSeq names its product pentatricopeptide repeat-containing protein ELI1, chloroplastic-like. Gene Ontology annotation, biological process: RNA modification. The transcript has 2 exons. Bases 1239 to 3266 code for a protein of 675 amino acids. The record is from RefSeq and is a predicted model, not a curated record. Lineage: Eukaryota; Viridiplantae; Streptophyta; Magnoliopsida; Ericales; Ebenaceae. Gene Ontology annotation, molecular function: protein binding; RNA binding; zinc ion binding.
AACCUAGUUAGAGGCGUUACAACAAAAAAAAAAAAAAAAAAACCAUAGAUUGGGUCGCAACCAAUAGAUUCAUUAAAUAAAAGACAAACAAAACCAAAAAGAUCAAAAUAUAUAAUUAGCUGCAUCGAUCAUGCAUGCAUGGUUGAAGCUUCAAUAAUGUCCUAGUAAUUAUAGUAAUACGAAUAACAUUAAUGUUGAUUGACUUGAACUAGUUUGUUUAUGUUCCUUUAAAAUAAGAUGGUGAUGAAUAUUUUAUUAAUUAUAUAUAUUCUUAAGGAUUCAUCUACUAAUAAAGAAAUUAUAUAUAUCAAUAUAUUAUGUAUACGACCUCGUUUGAUAUAAUUCAAAUUUUGUGGUGAGCUUUAUAAUGUAAUUUGUAAAAAUAUGUAAAUAAUAGGCUAAUUAAGCGACCCAUGUGGCGUACGUGGUCCAUAUGACCAUCAAUAGGGUGGAGUGAACUAGCUAGCAAUCUGCUAUGACUAAAACUAGGGCUCAUUAAGAGUGCAAUUUUGUGCAUCCAUUUUAGCCAAAGUGUAUGCAAUUUUUGUCAAUUUUAUGCGGCGUAGUCUCUUUCCUCUUUUCUCUAAUAACUCUUUUACCGUUGCCUUAUCUCAUCGAUUGCCACAAAGAGGGAGAAUGCAACGAUGAAAGACAGAAAAAAAAGAUAAAUUUCUUGAAAAAAGAAACUCCUAAAAAUUCCUAUCUAAAAAAUAAUGACUUUCACCCCAAACUGACGGGAGUCAGUUCACCCCCAUUAAACGAAGAUGCACAAAAUUGCACUCGUUCAUUAAACAUUAUGUUAUUUGCAUGUAGGGAUGUACAAAACUUCACUCUAAUCAUAAUGAAUUAAUGGAAAUUAUCAAUUUGAUUUAGGUUUUUUUCUUUUUUAAUUUGGUUCAAUUCGGUUAAUUUUUUAAGAGAGUUCAAUUUUUUAGUUUAAGUUUGAUUUUUUAGUUGAAAAUAACUGAAUUUUAAGAUAACGUUGUUUUUGGCUAAUCGCAUGAUUUUCAGUUUGUUUUUGGCUAAUCGAUUAGUUUGAUUCUGAUUAAUUUUUUUUAUGUCUGUUCGGUUUAUUCGGUUAGUUUGAUUUAUAUGGUUUGUGUUCAAUUUUUUAAUUAUUAGUUAGUUCAUUUUCUUGGACUUAAUCGUCCAGAUCAAUUUAUUCCAUUCAUGAAUUUCAAUCAGUUAAAUAACAGCAUUUACCGGUUACACACCCUUAGUUAUUUGAAUAUUUAAAAAUGAUAUUUAAUGUAACAUUGUUACAUUGCGAGUCGCGUUUGACCGCGUUCCCGUGCGGCCGUGCCAUAUUUCAACUGUCAACAGAAAAUAGAGAACUCUCUUGGCAUGAAAUGCCUACUACUCCAGCAGCAGCACAAUGGCGCACUGUUCUGAAGCCAUUGCUGGAAGAGCUGCCGCAGCCGUUGUCAUAUGCGCCCAUUUUCCAGCUACUAACUGGCCAGCAGCCUCAAAACUUGGUCAAACUCAAGCUUGGUCGCCAAGUCCAUGCUCACAUGCUCCUUCGAGGUCUCCACCCUACCGCCUUCGUCGCAGCCAAAAUGGUCUCAAUGUACGCCAGCUUAGGCGACCUACACUCUGCUUUACUCAUAUUUCAUCGCAUCGCCCACCCAUCUUCUCUUCUCUAUAAUUCCAUUAUUCGGGCUUAUACUUUAUAUGGAUGCGUCGAAGAGACCAUUGAAACUUACUUCCGAAUGCACUGGCUUGACCUUCGGCCCGACCACUUCACCUUCCCUUUUGUGCUCAAGUCCUGCGCGCAACUAUCGCUUCUCGAGUUGGGAAAAUGCACUCACGGGCUGAGUUUGAGAGUCGGACUGGAAUUUGACAUGUACGUUGGGACUUCGUUGAUCGAUAUGUAUGUGAAGUGUCGUGAUUUAAGCGAUGCACAUAAGUUGUUUGAUGAAUUGCCCAAAAGAGAUAUUUCGUCUUGGAAUUCCUUGAUUACUGGCUACAUUAGAGUUGGGAUGGUUCAUGUUGCAGAAGAUAUUUUUGGAAGAAUGUCAAACAAGAAUAUUGUGUCCUGGACUGCUAUGAUAUCUGGGUACACCCAGAAUGGGUUGGGGGAACGGGCAUUGUGUUUGUUCAAUGAGAUGUUGCAAAAGGAUGCAGACGUGAAACCCAAUUGGGUAACAAUUAUGAGUGUACUCCCUGCAUGCACGCAUUCAGCUUCUCUAGAGCGAGGCAGACUAAUUCAUAAGUUUGCUAGUGGUGUUGGUCUAGACUUGAAUCCUUCUGUGCAAACCGCACUGGCUGCAAUGUAUGCUAAAUGCGGGAGCCUCGUUGAUGCUUGUCUCUGUUUUAAUAGGAUACAUCCAAAAAAUAAGGGUUUGGUUGCUUGGAACACUAUGAUCACUGCAUAUGCUUCUCAUGGAUAUGGCGCGGAAGCUGUGUCAACUUUUGAGGAAAUGGUCAGAAGUGGGAUCCAACCUGAUGCAGUCUCAUUUACUGGUUUGCUUUCAGGAUGCAGCCAUUCUGGUCUUGUUGAUAUUGGCUUAGCACAUUUCAAGUUCAUGACUGCUGUAUACUCAUUAGAACCAAGACAUGAACAUUAUGCUUGUGUUGUGGAUCUUUUAAGCCGUGCUGGCCGAUUGUUGGAAGCGAAGGAGCUUAUUUAUGACAUGCCAAUGCAAGCAGGACCAAGCGUUUGGGGUGCGUUGUUGGCUGGUUGUAGAAAGCACCGGAAUUUGGAGAUAGCAGAGAUUGCGGCUUGGAAGCUCUUUGUCUUGGAACCGGAGAACAGUGGGAACUAUAUCCUGCUCUCAAAUAUGUAUGCAGAUGUUGGGAUGUGGGAAGAAGUCAACAAUUUGAGAGUUGUAUUGAAAAGUCAGGGCGUGAAGAAGAAUCCUGGAAGCAGUUGGAUUGAGAUCAAUGGAAAAGCACACUUGUUUCUUGGAGGAGAUAUGUCUCAUCUGCAGUCAAAGGAAAUUAACUUAUUGUUGGAGACGUUGCCAGAGAAGAUGAGGGCAGCUGGGUACAUACCAGAUACUAGUUUUGUAUUGCAUGAUGUUAGUGAAGAAGAGAAAGAACAUAAUUUAGCAACUCACAGUGAGAAGCUGGCUAUUGCAUUUGGGCUUCUGAACACGCCCCCAAAUACAGUUCUUAGAGUGACAAAGAACCUUCGUAUCUGUGGGGACUGCCACACAGUCAUGAAAUUCAUUUCGCAAAUCUACAUGAGGGAGAUCAUUGUAAGAGAUGUGAACCGGUUCCAUCAUUUUAAAUAUGGACAAUGUUCGUGUGGAGACUAUUGGUGAUUAACAGGGAUGUCACGUUGAAGGAGCUUUCUCAUAUAUAAAAUGUUGAACCCUGAGAUUCAAUUCUACAAGUAGUCGAGCAAUUUUGGUUCCCAGCAUAUGGUGUGAGAGAGCUCUUCCAAGAAAUGGUGAAAGGUUUGGUUUAUAUCAGUCUGAUCUUGGAAGGUGGCUUCUAAUACAAUCACUUGUUUUAAUAUGAAGUUGAUGAAAAGGAUAGGAUAAAAACAACCACAUUACAAUUUGAGCAGCUAGCCAUCAGAUUUGCUGCCACCAAUAUUAUUCAUUCCUAAGAGAAAAUCUUACCCUUAUGACGGAGGGUGCAGAAGCAGAUAUUUUGGGAGAUAUUAUUGUUAAGUGCCAAUACAGAAAUCGACAUAUUUUAAUUGUUUAUUUCUUUACUGGUUAUCUUUUCAUGUUUUCAUUAUUUAGAAUCUAAUUAGGGAAUUACCUCAGGUUUCCUAUAGGAAUAGGAUUAAUAGCCUAUAUAAUCUCAUUUGGAUGAAUUCUUUGUGAUAACUUUGAAAAUGAUUCUAAAUUGAUUUGAGAAUUCUAAUUGAGUGUUCUUUGAAUUUGUUCUUGUUCUUUGUUGGUUUUGCAUAGGGCUGCAAAUGAACAAAGCCACUUGUAAACAACUUGAUACUUUGCUUGAUUUAGGCUCAUUUUAAACAAAGCUUGAGCUUGGUUUUUAAGCUCAAUUAGUAAAUGAGCUAAGCUUGAACUUGAGGGUGUCUGCCUCGUUUAGGGGCUAGGACACUUGGUGUGUGAAAUAUGGUCCUUGGAAAUUUUCGUUCCAUUUAACAUUUUUCCUUUAUUUAAAAAAAUUAUAGAAAAUAAUAAUUAAUACAAGAAACUUGCCUCCAAAAACCAUUUUAGACUGGAUGAGCAUUUAAUUAAUUAUGUACCUCUUGAUGUGUGUGUUGCUACUUAAUUAGCACUAAACAAAUAGCACCAUUUCUUUAUGCACGCACACAGCUCAUGGGUGGUUAUUUGUCACUGCAUUUAAUUUACAAUUCCAUAUAUUACCAGUUCUCUGGUCUCUGUUGCCAACUCAUCAAGCAAAUUAAGUCCACCCUCAAGACGAUCUUCUUUGAAAUCCCCUAUAAUAUUUCCUUCCUUCUCGAUCUGCCAGUUGAAAUGGCUGCUUACUUGAGCACCAACUCGCCAAUCUGCAUCAUGAUUCUGCUCGCUUUCCUAGAGUUCUUGACUGAUGGUUUGUGCUUUUCUAGUUUCUCCUUUCAAUUUUGGUCAUUUCUUUGAUCAAUGUGAAUCUUGUUUGAUCUCAAAUUUGAACUGCUGGGUGAUAAAACGAUUUUUCCUCAUCUUCUUCUAGGAGUACUGGCCGUGCUUUUGUUGAUUGGUCUGUAUCUUGUUUUUCUUUUCUUUUCUGUCAAUUCACCGUUGAUUGUAGUUCAAAGAGUUUGUUUUUUGAUUUAAUUCUGAUCUGAUAUUGUUGUGCCAUGAAAAAUCGGAGAAAAAAAAUGAGAAAUUUUUUAAUGAAAAAAUGAAGGCUCGUCGCGAAGUGGCAUUGAGGCAAGAAGCUGUCUGCGAGCGGCUAGAGGCUAGCCGCGAGGGCUAACCUCGUGGCAAGGGUCUAGCCGCGAGGGCCAGCCUUGCGGCAGCCUUUCCGUGACUUGCCUCGCGGCAGCCUUGCCGCAAGGGCCAGCUUCGCGACAACCUUGCCGCGAUGCAGCUCGCAGCUAGAGGUUGGCCGCAAGGGCCAGCCUCGUGGCAAACUCCCCCUCUCGAUGAAACCUAAGCUCCAUUCAGCAAUCGUCACGUGUCAGCACUAACCAUCCUUGAAAAUCGUGCCCCAUAAAUACCCAGCUACAGGACAUUGAAGGGGACUUUCGAUCUCGGUAAAAUUUUGACACAUUGACUGCAUUUUUACUGUUUUCGUGAAUAGUUAUUUAGAUCUGGUACUUAGGCAUCGGAGGGUUGUCGCGGACGAGGAUUCCUGCGAGCCUUCUAACCCAUUUCUGAGUAUCAACAUGGUCAUAUCCUUGCGACGAAGGUUAAUUCUUGUGGCAGAGUCAAAUCUUUGCAGCGAGACCUUGUGGCGAACUCAAAUCCUUGCGGUGAGACCUUGUGGCGAACUCAAAUCCUUGCGGCGAGACCUUCUGGAGAAAGCAAAUUCUUGUGGCGAAGUCAAAUCCUAGCGACGAGACCUUAUGGCGAAAGUAAAUCUUUGUGGCGAAGUCAAAUCCUUGUGGCGAAGGUUAAUCCUUGUGGCGAAGUCAAAAUCCUUGCGGCGAGACCUUGUGGCGAAGUCAAAUUCUUGUAACGAGACCUUGUGGCGAAACCCUUUUGGCAAAACAAAUCCUUGUAGCGAAACCCUUGUGGCAAGACAAAUUCUUGUGGCGAAACCUUUGCGGCGAGAUAGAUCCCAGUGGCAAAAUUCUUGCGGCGAGGUAGAUCCUUGCGGUGAAACCCUUGUGGCAAGACAAAUCCUUGUGGCAAGGAAGAUCUUUGUGGCGAGGAAGAUCCUUGUGGUGAAAUCCUUGCGGCGAGACAGAUAACAACAACAACAACAACAUAUCCAGCCUUUAUCCCACUAUGUGCAGCGAGACAGAUCCUAGUGGAAAAAUCCUUGCGGCAAGCAUCCUUGUGGCAAGCUCCCUUGCGACAACUUCUCUCACGGUAACCUUACUUCACUCGACAUCGAGCUCAAGGGGCCCCUACAUCAUAAAUUUUAAUUGUUCUAUUUUUGAUAACAAUUUGGGGUCGUCUGUGGGAAACGCAACAAAAAAUCAAUCUUAACACAAGAUGUCGAGAGGGACAAGAUCAGCUGGUUUGGCGAACCUGCCUAACCCCACCCGAAGGAGCGCUCGUACCAAGACGGGAGCCACAAGAGGCCCCGAUCAGGUGCACCUUACAGUACUAGAAUUUUUAGAAGAUCACAUUGACAACGAAGUGCGUUCAUGGAACUUUUCUAUACUUGAAGGCGACCAGACCAUCGGAUUGGGGGGCAUGGAGCGUUUAGAACAGAGAGAAGUACACGUAGUUGGAUUGAGGAGACAUGCGACAGGGCAAGGGAAGCAAGUCCCACAUGCAGCGCCUGCUAGUUAGGAACAACACUCAUUUGGGUAGUCUUCAAUUCCAAAUAGAAACCUCAUGGUGACUUAGUACCUCCGGGACCCACGAGGAUAGCUCCAUCCACAGUCCUACUCUCAUAUUAUGAACAAUUACAGAAAGAUUUUGAGGAGCUGAAACACCAGAAUGAUGAACUCGGGAUGAACAAUGAGGAGAAUAUGAGAAGACUACAAGGAAUCACUGCUUUACUACAUGAACUAAUGACAGACAUCCACAUUCCCCACAAGGGACAAACCGAUACAGGGGGAGAACAUUGGAGAUCCUAAGACCACCCUCCAAGGACCACACGGUAGGGGAUAAGAAUUGGAACUCCAAGGCUAAAUAUCCAAGUCUUAGAAAUGACAGACCCGAGAAGGGAACAUGACAGGGGGGCAUGGAAAGCUCCCAUGUAUAAAGAAACAGUAGAAAACACAUACUUAAGAGCUCCUUAUGUCCCACCUCUUUGCAAAAAUGAAGCAGAACAGGAAACAUUCAGGGCAUCUGACAUCGAACGCCUUAUAGAAGAGGUGCUAGAGCAGAAGCAGGUAGUGAUGGUGCCAAAGGAAACGCCCCCGAAGGGGUUUCCUCUGUCUGAGGAACUCCAAAGGCAACCAGGGUUCAAACUGCCGCAGCUUUCGGUAUACUCAAGAAAGGAGGACCUAGAGAAACACCUACAACACUUCAUCGCAGUGGCCAUGUUACAUGGAUGGAAUGAGAUCAUUAGGUGCAGAGCUUUUCCACUCUCCUUGGCAGAACAGACUCAAUAGUGGUUCACUGAAUUACCAGCAGGGCAUAUACGAUCAUUCGAACAGAUGAAGAAAGAAUUCCUGAAUGCAUUCUCCAUCUACCUCUCGAAGAAGAAGAGGGCUAUAUAUCUGAUGAACUUGCAGCAAAAGCCUAAUGAAUCCCUAAAGCAAUAUAUCAAGUGAUUCAGAGUCGCGACGCAGGAAGUAAGGGAUCUCGCAGUCGGAUUGGUGGUGUCAGCCUUGCUUGACGGAACUACAGACGCCCUGCUUAGAAGAUCCCUAGCCUUCUCCGAGUUGGAUUCUAUGACUGAAUUAUUUGACCGAGUAGAACAGUUUAUCAUCCAAAUGGAAAUUUUGAACGCAUGGGAAGGUAAUAGAAGAGGAAGGGAAACCCAGCCCGAAUUGCGAAGGACCCUACAUAAUUUAGAUGUUGGGCCCCAACACGUGCAUACUACAGACGCUACAAGGCGAGGCGAUAGGAAAAACUUGGAACAUCGUGCACCUCAAGAGGUACUUCGCUUCACCAGUCAUUAAUUUCAGGGAAGGGGACGAAGCACGAGACGUAAAGCCAAGCCUAUCACCAGAAGCAUUGCUCUAUCUGGCUGGGGGCUGGGAUUGUCUUUAAUUUUCCAUUGUAAUAAUAUCCCCUAAUAAAUAAAAGAAUAUACCCCCUGUAUUCCUGUGGAGUAGGCAAAACUAUAAGCCGAAUCACGUAAAAUCUCCAUGAGCCCAGAUUAUUUGUAUGUGUCAUAGAAUGUGAUGCAGGUACGACGGGUCAAGCACAACUCACUCUCGAAGGUCAAGUCUCCUAGUGGCAAUCUAGUGCCGAUCACCAUGAACCGACUCGAUAUCACCAGAAGAUCCGACACCUAUGCCCGCAAGCUCACCCAGAUCCCUCGUUUGAGUCCGCUGCUAUGCCUUUUGGCUAGACCCGACUCCUUGAUUGAUCUAGCACCUAGGCCUCCUGGCAAACUCAGAUCUUUGGCAAGAAUCUCGUGCCGGACCACUGGCAAAACCCAGAUUCCCUGAGGUAGACUGGUUCUAGGAAAGCAGGAAAGAGGUGAAGUGACCACAUGACAGCUCUGACAUGAGCCCGCUCCCAAAGGUUAAGUCGCCUAGUGGCAAUCUGGCGCCGAUGACCACUAGAUGGCUUGGGAUCACUAGAAGAUCCGAUGUCUAUGCCCGCAGCAGACUCACCCAGAUCCCUCGUUUGAGUUCGGUGCUAUGCCUUUUCGGCUAGACCCAACUCCUUGGUUGAUCUGGUGCCUAGGUCUCCCGCCAAACUCGGAUGUCUAGUAGGAAUCUCGCGCCGGACCACUGACCAAACCCAAAUCCCAUGAGGUAGACUAGCCCAAAGAAGGCAUGAAGAGAGAUGGAACGGCCAUAUGACGGUUCUGCCAUGAUUUCGCUUAUCGGAGUUAAGUCACCCAGUUGCAAUUUGAUGCCGAUGACCACAAGCUGGCCGGGAUCACUAGAACAUCUGAUGCCUAUGCCUGUAGACUCACCCAUAUCCCUCGUUUGAGUUCGGUGCUAUGCCUUUUUAGUUAGAGUCAACUCCUUGGUUGAUCUGACGGUAGGUCUCUCGGCAAACUCGGAUGUCUGGUAGGAAUUUCGCGUUGGACCACUGGCCAAACUCAGAUCCCCUAAGGCAGACUGGCCCAAAGAAGGCGUGAAGAGAGAUGGAACGACCAUAUGACGGUUCUGCCAUGAUUUCGCUUAUCGGAGUUAAGUCACCCCGUUGCAAUUUGGUGCCGAUGACCACGAGGUAGCCCGGGAUCACCAGAACAUCCGAUGCCUAUGCUCGUAGACUCACCUAGAUCUCUUGUUUGAGUUCAGUGCUACACCUUUUUUUGCUAGACCCAAUUCCUUGGUUGAUCUGGUGCCUAGGUCUCCCAGCAAACUCGGAUGUCUGGUAGGAAUCUCGUGCUGGACCACUGGCCAAACCCAGAUUCCCUGAGGUAGACCAACCCCGAAAGACGGACAUAGAGGACACAAUAGCCAGUGCACUAUGAUUCGUCUCGGGAUCAUCGGAUGCAUCAAAGCCUAUGCCCGCAGGCUCACUGGGAUCCUUUGAUUGAGUCUGGUGCUAUGCUCCCAAGCUAGACCCGACUCCUUAACUGAUCUGGCCCCUAGGCCUCCCGGCAAACUCAAACGCCCGACAGGAAUCCCACAGCAUAACCUAUCCUUAAAGGCCUGCCCAGAGAUAAUCUAGUGCCUAUGACCUGGUCGACGUGAGAUCUUUGGAUAUUCUGACAUCUAUGACCGUAGGCUCAUCUGGAUCCCUUGAUUGAGUCUGGUGCUAUGCUCCCAAACUAGACCCGACUCUUUGGCUGAUAUUUUACUCUUCAAUUUUGUCUAAAGACAAAACAGAAGAGUGGGGGGCAAUUGUUGUGCUAUGAAAAAUCGGAGGAAAAAAAAUGAGAAUUUUUUUAAUGAAAAAAUGAAGGCUCUCCACAAAGUGGCCUCGCAGCAGCCUCGUGUAGUGUUCUAAAAGGCGCUAGGCGCUAGUCGGGCGGCAGACUAGCGCCUAGCGCCCGGGCCGCCUAGAGUUUUUUUUAUUUUUUAUUAAUAUAUUAACAAAUAUUAAAAUAAAUGAUGUAACAAUACUUGCUUGUAAAUAUUAAAAUAUUUAAAAUAUUAACAAAGGCAGCAACAAGGAGCAGCAAGGAGAUGACUCGGAUGCGAACAAAUAUUAAAGCUCGGUGUUGCAGCAAAGAGCAGCAACUUGCUGCUUGAUGCUUGCUGCUGCAACAAGGAGCAGCAAGCUUGCGUUGCUGCUUGCUGCUGCUGCUGGUGGAGGUGGAGGAAGAUGGAUACAUACCAGAGGAAGCAGCGGCGUGCGACAACAAGGCUAAUAAGAAUGGAAAGCAGCGACGGCAACUCUGCAACUGCAAGAGACGGUGGUGGCGUGCGAGCACGAGAGAGGCGACGGUGACGGCAACUCUGCAAUAGACAAUCGGUGGUGGUGCGCGCAAGAGAGAAGGGGAAAAAAGCAAUCGGCCAGGCUUCACGCGGCCAUAAUCGGCCAGGCGUUCACGCGGCUAGGCGGCCGCCUAGGCGUCGCUCGGUAUCGAUUAGCCGGGCUGGCGCCUAAGGUGGCCGAUUAAGCCACAGUCAGGGCGGCCAGCGGCCGCCUAGCGCCUCGGCGCCGCCUAGGCCGCGUUUUAGUUCACUGGCCUCGUGGCAAACGCCCCCUCUCAAUGAAACCUAAGCUCCAUUUAGCAAUCGCCAUGUGUCAGCAUCAACCAUCCUUGUGAAUCGUGCCUUAUAAAUACCUAGCUAUAGGACAUUGAAGAGGACUUCUGAUCUCGAUAAAAUUUUGACACAUUAACUGCAUUUUUACUAUUUUCGUGAAUAGUUAUCUAGAUCCGGUACUGACUUAGGCAUCGGAGGGUCGUCGUGGGCGAGGAUUCCCGCGAGCCUUCUAACCCAUUUUUGAGUAUCAAUAGGGUCAUAUCUUUGCGGCGAGACCUUGUAGCGGAGUAAAAUCUUUGUGGCGAGAUCUUGUGGCAAAGGUAAAUCCUUGUGGUGAGACCUUGUGGCGAAGGUAAAUUCUUGUGGCAGAGUCAAAUCCUUGCGGCGAGACCUUGUGGCGAAGGUUAAUCUUUGUGGCGAGACCUUGUGGUGAAGGUAAAUCCUUAUGGCGAAGUCAAAUCCUUACGGCGAGACUUUGUGGUGAAGGUAAAUCCUUGUGGCGGAGUCGGCAAGAUCUUUUGACGAAGUCAAAUCCUUGCGGCGAGAUCUUGUGGCGAAAUCAAAUCCUUGCCGCGAAGAAGAUCUUUGUGGCAAAGUCAAAUCCUUGCGGCGAGGAAGAUCUUUGUGGCGAAACCCUUGUGGCAAGACAAAUCCUUGUGGCGAGGAAGAUCAUUACGAUGAGACAAAUCCUAGUGGAAAAAUCCUUGCGGCGAGCAUCCUUGUGGCAAGCUCUCUUGCGACAACUUCUCUCAUGGUAACCUUACUUUACCCGACACCGAAUUCAAGCAGCCCCCACAUCAUAAAUUUUAAUUGUUGUAUUUUUGGCAACAACAAAUAUGUAUGGCUAGAUGUUGAUAAAUAGAUAUGUUAUCUUCGCUUUUGGUGGUGUUUAUGCUGUCGCUGCGACAACGUCUUCUCUAGAUUGACCUCUAAUAUCUUGAGUGUUUUAUUUUUUUUUAUUGGGAAAAAGAUGGAAGUAUAUAAAAUGGGCUAGCUUGUUUCAAGUAGAAAGGUCCCGAGUCAUUACCAGCCCUUUAUUUGGUUCUCUGGCUUUUGAGUUUACUUAGAAGAAGUGAGUUUGUUAGGUGAAACUGUGUGUGUUGUUCAAUGGUUGAUCUCCAUCAAGCUUCCCGUUAGAUUGUUGGUGUUGCCAGGAAUUUUUUCCUGUUUGUUUCUCCUAUUGGACUGUAUUGGUGAUUGUUUUUGUUUGUGGUUGUCUUUUUCCUUCUUUUGUCAAAUCCUCUGGUUUGCAACCCUAAGGAUUUUUGGUUUAUAAUGUCGCUAUCUUGGCUGCCUUGUUUCACUGGUUUUGCCUAGAAAAAACAAUCACCCAUAUAGGAUACACUAAACCCUAGAUUCACUAACAAGUUCUUUAAUCUUAAAAAGAAGCUCUUAACUCUUUGCAUUGAGAAUUCUAACCUUUACCUUGAUUUCAUGGACAGAUCAAUAUUGCUAGGAAGGUAGGACAAUGAAAUGUGUGCAUUUGAGUCCAUUAGAUAUAUAUGAUCACGUUUAUUAUGUUAUUGCUCUCUCUCUCUCUCUCUCUCUCUCUCUCCCCAGAUGCUUAUUUUCCUUUAUAUGUAUUCUUUUUUUUUUUUCCUUCCCUAUCUAGUACUUACACUGGUUUUGUACCUCUUGGAAAGUGGUAGCUGCCCAUGGGGUAGAAGCUGAGGGUUUGGAAGUUGCAAAAGAAUGCUGGAAGAAGUUUUCCAGCUCAAGGAAAAAAACAUCAAUGAUAAACCUCCCAGGGGCUUAUUACUGGGCUUGUUCACUAAGCAAUGCCAUCCAGCUACUAUUCCAGAACUCAGUUCAGAGUUUCCAUCAGAGACAGCAACUGCCACAUCAGGCAAGAUAUUCUAUUCAAAAUUAUUAAUGGGGGUGGAUAUAUAUAUAUUAAUGCUGGAACUCUUUUGCAGAUCAUUAUGCUGUCUUUCACUGAACUUCCUCCCCUCCCUUCCCUAUCUUAAUCGCUAUUUUCACUCAUUCCACAUCCAAGAAAUCUUUCAAGCUAUUAGAACAUACAUGACAAAAUCAAGCUUUUUGUAACUAUCCAUGGAUUCAUUGUAAUGAUGGUUUGUUGAUCCCUAUACAUCUAGUUCCUAAUUGCAGGCGCCUAUUUAAAUGAUUUCUUUCUGACUAUCUUUCUUUGGCAGGGGCUUUUGCAUCAUCCUCCAAUGCGAUAGGAGAACUGUUCCAGAAAUUUUGAGAUGUAGUUACCGGUUUUAACUUGUUCACAAUUGCAUCGUGUGAAAAUUCUGUUCAGAUAAACAAAACGCGUCAAAUUUUUAGUAAUGCAAUGGGGGUAAAAUUUGUUUCCUCUUAAAUAACUUAAUUGCUCUUUUGAUGAACUCCUUACUAAAGAGACAGCAUUAACCUAUUUUGGUCCUUGGUCACAGAGCAUGCCCUUAAUAUAUAUGUAUGCCGUGACAUUUUUUUAUAUGGAGUUCCAAGAUUCUCCUGAAUUGCUAGUCAAGUUCUUCUUGCUCGGGUGACGUCUGAAAUUGUGAUUAUGUUUAGUAGAAGUUGGCUUGCUGAUUGAAUUUAACUUGGCCACUCUUUACCAAAAGCUUGAUUCCAUGAUUAUAGCUAGUCCCAUUCAUUUCUUUUUUUACUCAUUCUAAGUUGUAAUUUAAACUUGUUUGGUCCACUCCCCAAGUAGUGUUCAUAUUUAAGUUUCCAUUUAUGGAUUCGAGGGAAUUAGAAAAAUGAAAUAAAGUUCAUCUCCUUGUUAGUUGGAUUUUCAUAUUUUCAGUUCAUCCUUGUAGCUAAACAUAUAAGAAUCUCAGUAUUAUCUUACCCAGAAUAUACAUGUAUAUAGUUGACUUCUUUUUCUCUUAUGGCUUCUUAUAUGAUGUUACUGCUCUAAUGUUCCUAUUGCUUGACAUGAAUGGUUUGUUUGCGAUGCCAGGCGAUGGUAAAAUUGGUUUAUGAAGAAAUCAAUGUUGAUAAAUUAGCCAAGGGACUGAGAUCACUUGGAAGGACGGCAAUGAAAUAUUUGGGAUAUGCGGAUGCCAUUGAGCUAUACAGUUGCGCAAUUGGCCUUGUUAGAGACAACCCGGUCUACUGGUGCAACAGGUAAUGUCACCUAUGCUUCCCUGUAUAUGUUUCAAUUAAUAGUUAGCUAAUCAUGUCCAUUCUUGAAGUUAAUGAACCAUAUAUUGGAUUUCCCUCGGAACCUCAAAGGUGAUAGAACUAAUUAGUGUCUGAGAAAUAUACAAUAUUUGGAAACAUUUUCCGUAUGAGCAUGCAAUAUUUGGGCUUGGUGUAUUUUCAGCUAGAGAACUAUCUUGAUGCUAUCGGCAAAGGGUACGCACAAGAUCUGUGUUUAAUUCUUUGAGCCCGGAAGGAUUCAUGCAUUUCAAAAUAAUAUUAUGUUCUAGUCUUAGACUUGGUAAAUUAUAGACAAACAU